CGUAUCUGGUGGUGAUAUAAGCGGGCUUCAAACAGUGGCAGUGACAGCAGACAAGAUGUUGUACAAGGUGGCAUUCGUGAUCGCUCUAGCCGUUGGCCAGGUUCCAGCCAGGCCUGAGGCGGAUUUAAAAGUAGACUAUGUCGAAAACGUCCGCAGCAGUUCUGGCUCCCGCAUCGUGUCGGGCUGGGAGGCGUACCCGGGGCAGCACCCGCACCACGUGUCGCUGCGCAUGGUCAACCCCGACGGCGCCGCCUUCAGCUGCGGAGGCUCCCUGGUCUCCCACAACUGGGUCAUCUCCGCUGCGCACUGCACUGCUUUACGAGCGAUGAUCCUGAUCCGCGCGGGCGUCAUUCAGGUGGCCAACCCGGAGUUCGCGGUGGAGACGACGGAGUGGUACAACUACCCGUCGUUCGUGGACCAGCUGGCCGCGUUCGUGGUGCAGCCCAAUGACAUCUCGCUGGUCAAGGCGCCGGUCGACAUACCCUACACAAGUAAGUGA
Messenger RNA from Ostrinia furnacalis (Asian corn borer), 499 nucleotides. RefSeq names its product chymotrypsin-like elastase family member 2A. Gene Ontology annotation, molecular function: serine-type endopeptidase activity. Bases 56 to 499 code for a protein of 147 amino acids. The record is from RefSeq and is a predicted model, not a curated record. Gene Ontology annotation, biological process: proteolysis. NCBI's taxonomy places the organism in Eukaryota, Metazoa, Arthropoda, Insecta, Lepidoptera, Crambidae. The transcript has 4 exons.